Apus apus (common swift) is the source of this 4226-nucleotide messenger RNA. RefSeq names its product tyrosine kinase non receptor 2 (gene TNK2). Gene Ontology annotation, biological process: signal transduction; regulation of keratinocyte differentiation; protein phosphorylation. Lineage: Eukaryota; Metazoa; Chordata; Aves; Apodiformes; Apodidae. Gene Ontology annotation, cellular component: extrinsic component of cytoplasmic side of plasma membrane. The record is from RefSeq and is a predicted model, not a curated record. Bases 808 to 4134 code for a protein of 1108 amino acids. Gene Ontology annotation, molecular function: protein binding; protein tyrosine kinase activity; protein serine/threonine/tyrosine kinase activity. The transcript is spliced from 18 exons.
GCAGCCCCAAACCGGGCGUGGAGCCGCGGCGGCCCCGGGAACGGGGGGCGGCCCGGGCGCGGCGGCGGGCGCGGGGCGCGGAGGAAGGGGCCGCCGCGGGGGGCAGCCCCGGGGCGCAGCCCCCUCGGCGGGCGCGGGGCGCGGUGCGGGGGGUGCAGGAGCACGGUCCCAAAGUCAGGCAGGAGCAGGGCCUGAGCCGGCGGGCGCAGCAGGAGCGGGGUGGGGGGCGGCGAGAGGUGAGCCCCCCGGCCCGCGCCCGCUGGUGGGUGCGGCGGGGCCGGCAGGAGGAGGGGGAGGCCCGGGGCGGGGUGCAGGAGGAGGGCGAGCUCUACCCGGGGGAGCAGGAGCACCGCGGCAGCACCCCUGGCACACGGACCCCGGCACAGCGCCAGAGCCGCAGGAGGGCCGCCCGAGUGUGAGGCAGGAUCCGGGACCCGGUGCCCACCGCCCCGCCGGGGAUCCCACCCCGCCCCGGCCGGCGUGCGGGCGCAUCCUGCUUGGCAUGCCGGCUGUCCCGAGCUCCGCCGUGCCCGUCCUCUCCCUGCGGUGACGCUGCCAGGCCCGGCGCAGGAUGCGGUGGCAGUGGCGGUGAGCACAGAGGGGGACCCUGCAGCGGCAUCACCGCAGCCCCGCCAGCCCCAUGGCUGAGCCCUGAGGCCGUGCCCCCUCCCACACCGCCUGGCUCGCUGCCACCCGGGUGCUGGCACAGCUGAGGGACCCCCGCAGCACUGCCACCGCAGCCCAGUCGCUGCUGCAGGCAGGGGGUCAGAGUGGGGGAUACUCUGUGCCAGUGGGCAGGAUCAGGCCAUGGGGCCAGCAUCUGGGAACCCAGAAACAGCAGCAGGGGGAAACCGGGCACCCCGGCCUCCCCGGCCACCUCCACCGCAGGGGUCACCAGCCCUCCGUGCCGGCCCACCAACACCUCCUGCUUGCCCAAGCCAGCUGAGCAAGCACCAUGAGGUACCAGCAGCGAAGGAGGCAAAACGCCCACCGAGGCUGAGCUGUAGCAUGCAGGCGGAGGAGGGCACGGACUGGCUGCUGGAGCUGCUCACCGAGCUGCAGCUGCAGCAGUACUUCUUGCGCAUCCGGGACGAGCUCAACGUUACCCGCCUCUCCCACUUCGAGUACGUCAAAAAUGAGGACCUGGAGAAGAUCGGCAUGGGACGCCCUGGCCAGCGGCGGCUGUGGGAGGCGGUGAAGCGGAGGAAAGCCAUGUGCAAGCGGAAAUCCUGGAUGAGCAAGGUGUUCAGCGGGAAGCGUCCUGAGUCGGAGCUGCCACCCCAGCCCCAGAGCACCUUCCGCAAGCCCCCCACGCCACCACCCCCUGAAGCAGGGGGACAACACUCCCUCACCUGCCUCGUGCGGGAACGGGACCUCUCACUCUUUGAGAAGCUGGGUGAUGGCUCCUUCGGUGUCGUGCGUCGCGGCGAGUGGUGCACACCUGCUGGCAAGACGCUAAACGUGGCAGUGAAGUGCCUCAAGACGGACGUGCUGAGCCAGCCAGAGGCACUGGAUGACUUCAUCCGGGAGGUGAACGCCAUGCACUCCCUGGACCACAGGAACCUCAUCCGCCUCUACGGUGUGGUGCUCUCUCACCCCAUGAAGAUGGUGACAGAGCUGGCUCCUCUGGGCUCCCUCCUGGACCGCCUGCGGAAGAAUCAGGGCCAUUUCCUCAUCUCCACCCUCUGCCAGUAUGCCAUCCAGGUGGCCAAGGGCAUGGCCUACCUGGAGUCCAAGCGCUUCAUCCACCGCGACCUGGCUGCCCGCAACAUCCUGCUGGCCUCCAAUGAGCUGGUCAAGAUUGGGGACUUUGGGCUGAUGCGGGCCCUGCCCAAGAACGAUGACCACUAUGUGAUGCAGGAGCAUCGCAAAGUCCCCUUUGCCUGGUGUGCUCCUGAAAGCCUGAAGACGCGCACCUUCUCCCAUGCCAGUGACACUUGGAUGUUUGGAGUGACCCUCUGGGAGAUGUUCACCUAUGGGCAGGAGCCCUGGAUCGGCCUCAACGGCAGCCAGAUCCUUCACAAGAUAGACAAGGAGGGUGAGCGGCUGCCACGGCCCGAGGACUGUCCCCAGGAUGUCUACAAUGUCAUGCUGCAGUGCUGGGCACACAAGCCUGAGGACCGACCCACCUUUGUGGCCCUGAGGGACUUCUUGGUGGAGGCCCAGCCCACUGACAUGAGGGCACUGCAGGACUUUGAGGAGCCCGACAAGCUGCACAUCCAGAUGAACGACAUCAUCACAGUCAUCGAGGGCAGGGCCGAGAAUUACUGGUGGCGGGGUCAGAAUAAGCGGACCCUAAAAGUGGGCCAGUUCCCCCGAAACACGGUGACCUCGGUGGCAGGGCUGUCAGCCCACGACAUCAGCCAGCCUCUUAAAAACAGCUUCAUCCACACAGGCCAUGGAGACACCAACCCGCAGUACUGCUGGGGGUUUCCCGAUAAAAUUGAUGAGCUGUACCUGGGAAAUCCCAUGGACCCUCCUGACAUUUUAGGUGUGGACCCAAGUGCUGCCAGACCCACCCAGCUUCCAGGCAGGGCUAAAAGGCAGCCGCCUCCGCGCCCGCCUCAGCCUACCGUCCUGCUCACCAAGCCCUGCUACGACCCAGUCAGUGAGGAGGAGGAGGGUCUGCCAAGGGGUCUCCAGAAGCUCUGCCUGAAGAAGCCAGGUACAGGGAAGGGUCUGCGACCGGUCAAGCCUUCAGCACGUGUGCCGGGCACCAAGGUGGGUGAGCGGCAACCCGGCCGGCCACCAAGCGAGGGACCAGCUGGAGGUGAGGUGACCCUCAUUGAUUUUGGGGAAGAGGUGCCUCAAGGUAGCCCAUCGCCGGUGGGGGAGCUGACAGCCCCGUCGCUGGCCAAGCUGGCCAUGGAGGCCUUCUCAUUGCUGGACAAGACCCCACCACAGAGCCCCACGCGGGCUCUACCCCGCCCCCUCCACCCCACACCGGUGGUGGACUGGGACUCCCGACCCUUGCCCCCACCACCCGCCUACGACGACGUGGCACAGGAUGAGGAUGACUUCGAGGUCUGCUCCAUCACCAGCCCCCCAAGCCGGCGGGGCAAGACCAACUAUGGCUUCGUGGACGAGGGUGAGCGGGGACCGGUGUUGGAGGACAAUCUCUUCCUGCCCCCAAAGGAGACCAAGCAGCCCAGCCUGACGCAGACCACCGAGCUCUUUGAGGAGCUGCAGCAGGAGUGCAUGAAGAGGCUCAAUGUCCCCAUGGGACCAGCCACCCCUGCUGACGACAAGCCCCAAAUCCCGCCCCGUGUCCCCAUUCCGCCCCGGCCCCUUCGCCGCAAUGAGCCUGGGCGCUGGUCAGGGGAGCUUUCCCCAGCUUCAGGGGGUGAGGAAGACCGGCCACCCCAGAUUCCCCCCCGGGACCCACUGUCGCAGCCCACCUCCCGGACACCCAGCCCCAUGGCCCUGCAGGUGGGCUCCCCCCAGCAACGUGCUGCCCUCUGCUCCUGCCUCUCCACCUCACCGGGGAAGCCCAUGCCUACCACACAGAGCUUUGCCCUCGACCCCAAGUAUGCCACCCCCAAGGUCAUCCAGGCACAGGGCAAGGACUGCUCCAAGGGACCCUGCAUCCUGCCCAUUGUGAAGGAUGGGCAGAAGGUCAGCAGCACUCACUACUACCUGCUGCCUGAGCGACCUGCCUACCUGGACAAGUAUGAGAAGUUUUUCAAGGAGGCCAAAAGUCCUGAGGAGGUACCAGCAUCCCGCCUGGUCACCACAGCCACUGUCCGUCCUAUGGUGCAGCAGCUACCACCAGACUGCAAGGCCAACUUCUCCUCCAACAACAGCAACCCUGGGCCCAAGUGCUUGGUGAAAGCCUCAUGCAGUCUCCAGAAGAUUGUCUAUGAUGGGCCGGAUGGCUGCCGCCUUGCCGACAAGAUCCGGCUGGUGCAGGACACAGUGCAUGGUGUGACCACUGAGGAGUGCCAGGCAGCCCUGCAGAACCAUGGCUGGAGUAUCCAACGGGCUAUCCAGUACCUGAAGGUGGAGCAGCUCUUCUGCUUGGGGCUGAAGUCCCGUGUUGAGUGCCACCGGGUGCUGGAGAUGUUCGACUGGAAUCUAGCCCAGGCCAGCUCCCACCUCCUCGAUCCCUACAGCACUACCCGCCAGAAGCGGUGACAACAGGGAUGGGGCAAGCUGGGCUGGAUUUGGAGCAGGCAUCUGGUUGCGGGGCCACCUCCCUGAUGUCUAUCCCCGCCCACACAACCUGC